Molecule: messenger RNA, 465 nt
Organism: Wallemia ichthyophaga EXF-994
Lineage: Eukaryota; Fungi; Basidiomycota; Wallemiomycetes; Wallemiales; Wallemiaceae
Exons: 2
Coding region: 1-465 (154 amino acids)
Source: RefSeq, a predicted model, not a curated record
AUGACCUGGCCUCGAGACACAGCGAUAGAAAUCAACGAGGAAGGAUUAAAUAUUUUCGAUUAUCCAAGUGAGCCUGGGAGCUUUGAAGGGAUCAAAGUUUCAACGGAGGAAGAUAAGGUUAGAGUCGAGGAAGGUGGUUUAUCGUAUAUAGGGCAUACAAAGGGGGAAAAGGACUACAAUUAUUGCUUGGAAUAUGAUGAUGAUAGUGGGAUAGUUAGGAUAAUACCAAUAAAACACGAGUAUACGCUUCAACAGCUGGAGAACGUGGAUGAUUUCUUGGACAAGGAGCUAUUGGAUGGAUUCCAGGAUAUUUCAGAUGAAGAUGAUGAUCCACCUCAAUCAUCAAUUCCUGUUACAGCAAAUACCAGUUCAAAUACCCAGCCAAUGAGCUUGAAUGAUUAUUUGGGGAACACAUCAAAUAAAGAAGUCGAUGACGUUGUAUCCAGUUCAGAUGAAUCCAACUAA